Messenger RNA from Castor canadensis (American beaver), 2882 nucleotides. RefSeq names its product denticleless E3 ubiquitin protein ligase homolog (gene Dtl). The record is from RefSeq and is a predicted model, not a curated record. Lineage: Eukaryota; Metazoa; Chordata; Mammalia; Rodentia; Castoridae. Gene Ontology annotation, biological process: mitotic G2 DNA damage checkpoint signaling; proteasome-mediated ubiquitin-dependent protein catabolic process. Gene Ontology annotation, molecular function: protein-macromolecule adaptor activity; protein binding. Gene Ontology annotation, cellular component: nucleus.
AAGUGACUCUGAAGCUCACGGACGCUGCGGCGGGAGCCAAUCAGAGAGCGUGACGUCAGUUUGGCGCGGAGUUUGGCGGCCGGGGCUUACAGUGGCGGGAGUUGGAGGCUAUAACGGGCCCGUGUUGUGGAGGGCGCAAGCUACGAUUUAUAUCGAACGUGGCGGUGAUUUUUCACGGCCUUUUCCACAGCUGAGCCUUUUCUUUUGGCCCAGAUGCUCUUCAAUUCGGUACUCCGCCAGCCCCAGCUUGGCGUCCUGAGAAAUGGGUGGUCUUCACAUUACCCUCUUCAGUCCCUUCUAACUGGCUAUCAAUGCAGCUAUAGUGACGAACACACUUCUUAUGGAGAAACAGGAGUCCCAGUUCCUCCUUUUGGAUGCACCUUCUCUUCUGCUCCCAGUAUGGAGCAUAUAUUAGCAGUUGCCAAUGAAGAAGGCUUCGUUAGAUUAUAUAACACAGAAUCACAAACUAGCAAAAAGAAGUGCUUCAAAGAAUGGAUGGCUCACUGGAAUGCUGUCUUUGACCUGGCCUGGGUCCCUGGUGAACUUAAACUCGUUACAGCAGCAGGUGAUCAAACAGCCAAAUUUUGGGAUGUAAAAGCUGGUGAGCUGAUUGGAACAUGCAAAGGUCAUCAGUGCAGCCUCAAGUCUGUUGCCUUUUCUAAGUUUGAGAAAGCUGUAUUCUGUACAGGUGGAAGAGAUGGCAACAUCAUGGUCUGGGACACCAGGUGCAACAAAAAAGAUGGGUUUUAUAGGCAAGUGAAUCAAAUCAGUGGAGCUCACAAUGCCUCAGACAAGCAAACUCCUUCCAAACCCAAGAAGAAGCAGAAUUCAAAAGGACUUGCUCCUUCUGUGGAUUUCCAGCAGAGUGUUACCGUGGUCCUCUUUCAAGAUGAGAAUACAUUAGUCUCAGCAGGAGCUGUAGAUGGGAUAAUCAAAGUAUGGGAUUUACGUAAGAAUUAUACAGCUUACCGACAAGAGCCCAUAGCUUCCAAGUCUUUUCUGUACCCAGGUAGCAGCACUCGAAAACUAGGGUACUCAAGCCUGAUUUUGGAUUCUACUGGCUCUACUUUAUUUGCUAAUUGCACAGAUGACAACAUCUAUAUGUUCAAUAUGACUGGAUUAAAGACUUCUCCAGUGGCUAUCUUCAGUGGACACCAGAACUCUACCUUUUAUGUAAAAUCAAGUCUUAGUCCAGAUGACCAAUUUUUACUCAGUGGCUCAAGUGAUGAAGCUGCUUAUAUCUGGAAGGUCUCUAUUCCCUGGCAUCCUCCUACUGUGCUCCUGGGUCAUUCUCAAGAGGUCACAUCUGUGUGCUGGUGUCCAUCUGACUUCACAAAGAUUGCUACGUGCUCUGAUGACAAUACACUAAAAAUCUGGCGCUUGAAUAGAGGCUUGGAGGAGAAACCAGGAGGAGAUAAACAUUCCAUAGUGGGCUGGGCCUCUCAGAAGAAAAAAGAGAUAAGAGCUGGCCUAGUAACAGUAACAAGUAGCCAGAGUACUCCUGCCAAAGCCCCCAGGGUAAAGAGCAGUCCGUCCAUUUCCUCCCCCUCAUCAGCAGCUUGUGCUCCAAGCUGCGCUGGAGACCUCCCUCUUCCUUCAAAUACACCCACAUUCUCAAUUAAAACCCCUCCUGCCAAGGCCCGGUCUCCAAUCAAAAGAGGAUCCAUUUCUUCUGUCUCUCCCAAGCCACUCUCAUCUUUCAAGAUGUCAAUUAGAAACUGGGUGACCCGAACACCUUCCUCAUCACCACCUAUUACUCCACCUGCUUCUGAGACAAAGAUCACAUCUCCAAGAAAAGCCCUCAUUCCUGUGAGCCAGAAGUCAUCCCAAGCAGACACUUGCUCUGAGUCUAGAAAUAGAGUGAAGAGGCGGCUAGACUCAAGCUGUAUGGAGAGUGUGAAACAAAAGUGUGUGAAGAGUUGCAACUGUGUGACUGAGCUUGAUGGCCAAGUUGAAAAUCUACAUUUGGAUCUGUGCUGCCUUGCUGCCAACCAGGAAGACCUUAGCAAGGACUCUCUAGGUCCUCCCAAAUCAAGCAAGCUUGAAGGUGCUAGUACGAGUAUCUCGGAGCCUCCUUCUCCUGUCAGCCCUUACACUUCAGAAAGCUGUGGAACACUACCUCUUCCUUUGAGACCUUGUGGAGAAGGGUCUGAAGUGAUAGGCAAAGAGAAUAACUCCCCAGAGAAUAAAAACUGGUUGUUGGCUAUGGCGGCCAAACGGAAGGCUGAGACUUCAUCUCCACGAAGUCCAUCAUCCCAGACACCCAGUUCCAGGAGACAGAGCGGAAAGAUAUCUCCAGGCCCAGUCACCAUUACUCCUAGUUCCAUGAGGAAAAUCUGUACAUACUUUCAUAGAAAGUCUCAAGAUGACUUCUGUAGUCCUGAACAUUCGACAGAAUUAUAGAUUCUAAUCUGAGUGAGUUAACUGAACUUUGGUCCUCUAAAACAAGGUGAAAAAAAAAAAAAAAACUCUUCUUUAAGAAAGUGCCAUCCUUUCUUUUGAGAAAAUCCUCUUUAAUAAAACUCUUUAAUACACCUAUGUGGUUCUACUACUGGUGUAUACACAGCUUCCUCAAAGUGAAUGCUGUGUUUAAAUUUCAUAAAGUAAAUUGUCAUUCUGUAGUAUUUUGAAUGAAUACGCUACACUUUUUAAAUUAUGCAUCUUCUUUACAAUAAUGACAUCCCACAUUGUGGAGGCCAAAAAAGAAGAUGUCUCUCUUACUCUGAAAAUUCCUGUACACAGUAUAGGGAAGUGUCUGCCAGCCAUAGCACAAAACCUAUCUGUGAAGGCUGACCUCUGAAGACAUCCUCUGCAGAAGAUCCUGGAUGUGUCCUGCCUCAAGCAAGCAUAAUUUCAUUUGAAAUAUGUAAUCUUUCACUAUG